Messenger RNA from Pomacea canaliculata, 1432 nucleotides. Its product is annotated as putative nuclease HARBI1. The coding region runs from base 151 to 1206 and encodes 351 amino acids. The transcript is spliced from 3 exons. NCBI's taxonomy places the organism in Eukaryota, Metazoa, Mollusca, Gastropoda, Architaenioglossa, Ampullariidae. The record is from RefSeq and is a predicted model, not a curated record.
CUUAACCGAUACCGGUCACGUGACUAAUCGUCGGUUAGCGCGAACACGGCGUAUUCAUGGACCCGAAUUUCGCUAACCGAUGACCUAUAACCGACGCUAAACUUAAAGGUGGUGACCCCCGCCGUUAAAUCGCGAAACCGACGAUUAAAGAUGGCGGCGAUUAUUUUGUUCAGAGCAAGGCAGAGGCGUGUUUUGAGGAGAGAGAGAGUUUUUCGCGAUAGAACUAACCCUAUCGAUAAGUAUGAUGAUGUGGAACUGUUGUGCAAGUUCAGAUUUAGCAGACAACACAUUCUGGGCCUCACAGAUGUCGUUGAAAACCAACUUAUACAUGUGAACCGCAUGGGUGCUCUUCCUCCAGUGCUACAAGUGUGCUUAGCACUGAGGUUUUAUGCCACAGGCAGUUUUCAAGAUGUGUGCGGAGAAUUAUUGAAUGUGAGCCAACCUACAGCAUCAAGGACUAUCAGUGCCGUGACACAAGCUCUGCUCAGUCUUGUACCACAGGGGAUUCGUUUUCCGAAUCAAGACGAGGCAGAGCUUCAGAAAGCAAAAUUUUAUGGAAUAGCACGAUUCCCUGGCGUCUUUGGGUGUGUGGAUGGAACUCACAUUCCAAUCCAAAGUCCACCCGAAAACGAGCACGAGUAUGUAAAUAGGAAGAAUGUACAUUCCAUUAAUGUGCAAGUAAUCUGUGAUGGGGACAUGAUAUUUAUUGAUGUUGUUGCAAAGUGGCCUGGCAGUGUGCAUGAUGCCAGGGUCCUAAAGGAAUCUGGGAUCUUUAAUGCCAUGGAGCAAGUAAAUCAGCCUGUCAGAGGAUACCUCCUUGGUGAUUCUGGCUACAUGCUUAGAACGUGGCUGCUAACACCAAUCCUAAAUCCCUUGACUAGGUCAGAGCAGCAGUACAAUAAUAGUCACACCUCCACACGUUCCACUGUGGAGCGUGCCAUUGGAGUAUGCAAGAGGAGAUGGAGCUGCCUUAGAAAGCUUCGAUUAUCACCUGCAAAGGCCUGUGAUGUGAUAACUGUAUGUUUUAUGUUGCACAACCGUGCUCGGCGGCUCAAUCUCCCUGAGCCUUAUGAUGAUGAGAGCAAUAAUGAUAACUCUUCAGAUGACGAAGAUGAUGAUGAUAAUGGCAACCUACAUGCAUCUGAACGGGCACGCACAGCUGCAGGAAAAGCCGAAAGACAGAGAGUGAUCAACACGUACUUUUAAGGUGCCUGGCAUGAUGGGAUCUGUGCCUCAACAUCAUUCAGUGGUUGCACCUCAACUGCUUGCAAUACUUCUGGAGACUCUGCAAGAAAACAGUUGCAAUGGGAAAUGUAAUUCUGUAAACUCUAAAAAUGCAACAAAAGACAAUGUUUGUGGACAAAAAAGAAAGCUGUGCAGAAAAGUGCAAAAUUUGUUACUUGUGUUACAAUUAAAAAAGCCUAAUACUGUA